UCCGGCUCCCUCCCCUCCCCUCCCCUUCCUUCCCCCCUCCCCAUUCCUCCCUUUCUUUCUCUCUCUCCGCACACACUUUCCUUCCUUCUUUCUUUCCUUCCUUCCUUCUUCCUACCAAGCCUGGCGUCGUUGUGCAGAAACAAUGCUGAGUGAAGCUCUAGUCUUCUAAACAAGAAGGAGGAAAACACUGUUUUUCAUUUCUUUUUCCCCCUCUUAUUUUUUUUUUGGGGGGGGGGAGAAAAGGAGCCUUGGUUGGGUGUAUUUAAUUUUUUUUUUUGGCUUGGAUAGAUUUUUCUUCUUUUUUUAAGCAACGGGAAAAGAGGAUUUGGAAGCGCCUCCCGCCGAGCGAGCGAUGCUUUCAAUCGUGCCUCUGUUUGCAAGAAUUGCAGGAUGAAUAGAGACUGCGAUGGAGAGAAAAGGCGAUUCAAGCCGCCCGAAUAAGGCCGCCUUCCCAAAGGGACCCUGAAGUCUGUGCCAGUGGCUCCCGCGACGCCUGGAGAAGAGUCGCCCCUCGGCAGCCUGCCUCCUCCCUGGUGGCAGCUGCCCCUCCGAACCUGCUUGUGCAAUGGGUGGGUUGUGAGUACUGGUAAUGAGGAGCUGUGGGCCCAGUCAGUCUUGGAGAUGCCGAAGAGACGCGACAUCCUGGCUAUCGUGCUGAUAGUUCUUCCCUGGACGCUGCUCAUCACCGUCUGGCACCAGAGCACGAUAGCUCCACUGCUCGCAGUGCACAAGGAUGAUGGUGGAGAUUCCCGUCGCGACUUCUCCCAAGGCUCUGACUCCAAGGAGUACUGUCUGUCCGACCGGGAUAUUGUGGAGGUGGUUAGGACAGAAUAUGUUUACACACGCCCGCCUCCCUGGUCAGACGCCUUGCCUACCAUCCAUGUUGUCACACCCACCUACAGCCGGCCGGUCCAAAAGGCCGAGUUGACACGGCUCGCCAACACUUUUUUGCAUGUCCCGAACUUGCAUUGGAUCUUGGUGGAAGACUCCCAGCGGCGGACUCCUCUUGUCACCCGCCUCUUGAGGGACACUGGGCUGAACUACACGCACCUCAAUGUGGAGACACCUCGCAACUAUAAGCUGAGGGGGGACAUGAGGGACCCUCGGAUCCCCCGCGGGACAAUGCAAAGGAAUCUGGCCCUACGGUGGUUGAGAGAGACAUUUAAUAGAAACAACAGCCAGCCUGGGAUUGUUUACUUUGCAGAUGACGAUAACACCUACAGCUUGGAACUCUUUGAGGAGAUGCGGAGCACCAGGAAAGUGUCGGUGUGGCCAGUGGCCUUUGUGGGGGGCUUGCGCUACGAAUCGCCCAAAGUCAAUGCUGCGGGGAAAGUGUACGGCUGGAAGACCGUCUUCGACCCUCAUCGGCCCUUCGCCAUCGACAUGGCAGGCUUUGCUGUGAAUCUCAGGCUCAUCCUCCAGCGACCUCAGGCUUACUUCAAACUGCGAGGGGUGAAGGGCGGCUACCAGGAGAGCAGCCUUCUCCGGGAGCUGGUGACCCUGAAUGACCUUGAACCGAAAGCUGCCAAUUGCACUAAGAUUCUCGUCUGGCACACAAGGACGGAGAAACCGGUACUGGUGAAUGAGGGGAAGAAAGGCUUCACAGAUCCCAAUGUGGAAAUCUGACAUCAAGCAGCAGAGACAGUUUAACAGCAUAUUCCCUUUUGCGGAGUCUUGAGCCAGCCAUCCAGUCUCCAGGAUUGGUCCAAAUACUUUGAACAUACUGAGAGCAACCAAGUGUACCAAUCAAACCAAUCCAAACUCCUGAGACUCUCCUGACCUUCCUUGCACACUCUGGACAAAGAAGGGAAACUCUACACCUGCUGGAGAUGACAAACCAGUGACAUACAAAACAAAACAGAAGCACAGCAGCCGUGGAGCUGGCGUCACUUUUGGUUCGAGGUGAGGAGCCUCAUGGGACGCUGUGAGUGGGAAGUGCGCUGGAUGCACGCAGAUGGAAGCAUGCCUGAGGAAAAACCCACUGGGAGCCAAGAUUCAGACGAAGGGGCUUCCACGGGACAUUGAUAAGGAUAACGGUUUCCAUUUUGGACCCUGACAGCGUCCUUCCUUCUCUCAAGGGGACACGAUCUAUUUGGGCAUGAUCGGCGAGAGGAGAAGCUGGGUUCAGCAGUGGCACCACUGCUCUUAAAUUAUAUUUAUUGCGCUGCAAAAAAAAGUGAUUGGGUUUAGCCUGAAGAGGGAGGGGCGGAGAAAAAGACUGGCAGUUGCAAAUUAGCAGAUCACCUUUGUCCCUUUCCUGCAAUCUGUACCUCUUUCAUCAGCUCCAGGGAGAUUGGGAAGGGGGUUGUGCUCUCCUGUGAAAUGUUCUCAGCACUCAUGUGAGCAUUUACUUCUGCCCUCCAUUUAAAUCACAGCCUUGACCCUUCUGAGCUGGGCCUUGCCAAGCUGCAUGAGUUGCAUCAGACAGCAAUGUGUGCCUACCUCAACAAGGUUUGCGGUUUGUGAUCUGCUCCCCCCCCCUACAUCUCCAAAGGGGUUUUUCUGGAAAUUUGGCUGACACAAGACUUUUGGCUUUGCUCCAACUUUCCAGGAUGUGGAAAAGCUAAAAAGCGAUAGGGUAUCGUUGGUUCCCCUGCCAAGGUGAUGUAGGGCAUGUAAGAUCGGUUUUCAAUAUGUGGCCUCUUGUCCCAGACAGUGUCGCAACCAUGAGGGGACUGCUUAAAAAUCAUUUGGGUCAUGCAGGCAGAGGCCAAAACCAGAAAUUCCAUUAGUGAAUAAAUGAAACCUACUAUCUUCAAAGCCCUGCUGAAAAGCCACCUGCGACUCGCAACAGGUUUCCUCAGGAGGGGUCCCCAAUCUUUUGCAGCCCCUGGGCACCUUUGUAAUUCAGAUACUAUGUGGUGGGCGCAGUCUCAAAAUGGCUGCUGCAGGAGGUGGAGCCUGCUACAAAAUGGCUUCUACAGCUUACCUUCCGUUACAGCAUGAAGAUUCUUGUGCUGGGGUAGCAUCUGCUGCCAAAGCAGCAUUUUAAAAAUCUGCACAGCCAAUCAAAUCUCUAACACCAAUCAGAAGUCUUGUUGGAUCUGUCCUGACCACUCUCUAAAAAUACCUGGGGGGGGGGGGCAGGAAAGGUGUCAGAACGUGCCAUGGUGCCUGUGGGUGCCACAUUGUGGGCACAUGGUCUUACAUAACACUCCCUUAGUACAAGGAGGUGUGCGCAGGAAAAAAAAAUACACUGAUGCAAGCCCCUUUUAAACCAAGUGGCCAUCCUAGAGCAGUCAACAUAUUAACAGGAAUGUGGAGUCUGGUCUGCACCUAUUCAGGCUGCAGAGGUGUAUCCUAUUUUUGAAUAUUUUCCCUGCAUGUAGUAAACGAGCAGCUCAGGGAGAGGACCGUACUGAACUCUUAUUUUCACUGUUCUUGCUAUAUUACAUGCAGAAGGCUUUUUUUGAGGGGGAGCAUUCAACAGCCCAAGAGUUCCUGCAUGCUUUUAGAAGCACAGCCAAAAAUUCUGUGCAGUGUGUCCACGGGCUCCCUUUUAAAUCUCUCUGGGAGCAAGAACGGUCAUGAGCACGCGAGAGCUUCACGGCAACACCGUCACAGUCCUUGACGCACCUUGGAGGAAGUAAGUCACUUGGGUGAAAAAGAUCAGAAUUCUUCAGCACAAAAUUGACAUGCUCCAGCUCAAGGCAUGAUUCAUGCACAUUUUAGACAUGGGAAGAUUUUACGGCGUGACUUCAAUAUAAGGCAGCUUGGGCCAAAUUAGAGAAUAAGAAGAGGAGGUUGGAUUUAUAUCCCCCCUUUCUCUCCUAUAAGGAGACUCAAAGGGGCUUACAAUCUCCUUUCCCUUCC
This is a messenger RNA of Sphaerodactylus townsendi, 3813 nucleotides long. It is a transcript of the gene B3GAT1, whose product is annotated as beta-1,3-glucuronyltransferase 1. The coding region runs from base 622 to 1626 and encodes 334 amino acids. Gene Ontology annotation, molecular function: galactosylgalactosylxylosylprotein 3-beta-glucuronosyltransferase activity. Gene Ontology annotation, biological process: carbohydrate metabolic process; chondroitin sulfate proteoglycan biosynthetic process. Gene Ontology annotation, cellular component: Golgi membrane. The transcript is spliced from 7 exons. NCBI's taxonomy places the organism in Eukaryota, Metazoa, Chordata, Lepidosauria, Squamata, Sphaerodactylidae. The record is from RefSeq and is a predicted model, not a curated record.